Girardinichthys multiradiatus is the source of this 6412-nucleotide messenger RNA. RefSeq names its product RALBP1 associated Eps domain containing 1 (gene reps1). The record is from RefSeq and is a predicted model, not a curated record. NCBI's taxonomy places the organism in Eukaryota, Metazoa, Chordata, Actinopteri, Cyprinodontiformes, Goodeidae. Gene Ontology annotation, molecular function: calcium ion binding; protein binding. Bases 568 to 3021 code for a protein of 817 amino acids. Gene Ontology annotation, biological process: endosomal transport; endocytosis. The transcript has 19 exons. Gene Ontology annotation, cellular component: cytoplasm; plasma membrane.
CGAGGCGCUCUGCCUCUGGGCAGGCUUGACAGUGAAGGCAGGAAUGGCGGAACAGCGGCUAUGAUUACUAGAGGAAGGAGCCCCAAGACCCUGAAACUUUACUUCUAACGGCCCAGCAGAGAGGUCUGUCUCGGGCAAGAAUCAGAAACACCAUCCUGUCGCAGAUCCAGGGAACAAGAAGUCUUGUACCGUGAGAUCAACACGGCUGAUGUCCAGAUCGAGGAGGUGGACGCACUUUGCUAGUUUAGCCUGCUGUUCGUGCUGCUGACUUUGAUUCAAGGUAGCCGUAUUAGCGGUUGGCCACUUGAUCUUGGCUACCCAACAAGUUAACUAACUGUGUGAAAGCUACCCUCGGUUGGGCAACCUUGCUGGGGUCGGCGUUGUUUACCAGGAUACAGUAUUAGGGACGUUCACUGUGAACUAGGAGUACAGUUUUACUGCUAACCACACCGUUAGCCGAGUUGGGAUCCUGAAGUCUCAUCCGCGUUCGGAUCCUGCCCCAGCCAUUGGCUAAGGGGGCUAAUCAACGGCCAGCUAGUCCGCUUUCCAGCUUCACUCGGUACGACGAUGGAAAGCCUCACGCUGAGUGAUAUCGAGCAGAAAUACUACUCGGAGCUGUUCGUCUACUGCGACACGGACAACACCAAAAAAGUGGCUUCUAACGGGCGAGUUCUUGACCUUUUCCGGGCGGCCCAGCUACCCAGUGAAGUUGUCCUGCAGAUCACAGAGUUAUGUGGAGCCACUCGGCUGGGUCACUUCGGACGGAGUCAGUUCUACAUCGCUUUGAAGCUCAUCGCCAUCGCUCAGUCUGGGCUACCCCUGAGGGUGGAAAGCCUCAAUUCGGUCAAAGAUCUGCCGCUGCCCAGGUUCGUGGUGGGGAAAAACGAGGCUGAAGCGAGGCACGCAGCCCUGUACCAGGACUCAGACAGCCAGAGUGUAUACACGGCCCCUGGAACUGCUUUAAUACCCAGACCACCUGGCAGGGGUCACCCGAACAAGAAAGGCCCCCCCUCCUCUUCUUCACUUCCUGUCCACGAGGUCAUCCAGCCUCUGGCACCCAGCAUAGAAACUCAGCCUGAACCGACGUCCCCGGUCAUCUCGCCCCACCAGUCUCCCCCCACCUCCCCCCACUCUUGGAGGAAGCACAAACGGCAACACAGUGGAGGGAACGCAGACAGGCAACAAGUGGUGGCUGCAACCGGAGCUGUGUGGACGCAGUUCAGAGAACCACAAACAGGGCCUGUGACCGGUGAUGGCAUGUGGUCGUCCCACUCGCCCCCUCCUCCUCCAAGCCAGGAAAGCUGGGUCAGUUUUACAGCAGACACCCCGCCCUCCAGCACGCUCCCAGCAAUGCACCCCUCAUCAGUCCAGGAAAGCACAACGAUACGAACCGUGGCCUCAGCCGCGACGACCAAUGAGAUCCAGCGACAGUCGAGCAGCUACGAUGAUCCCUGGAAAAUCACAGACGAGCAGAGACAGUAUUACAUAAACCAGUUCAAAACCAUUCAGCCUGACCUCACUGGCUUAAUACCUGGUUCAGCCGCAAAAGAGUUCUUCACUAAAUCAAAGCUACCAAUUUUAGAGUUGUCACAUAUUUGGGAGCUGUCGGACUUUGAUAAAGAUGGAGCGCUGACCCUGGACGAGUUUUGCGCCGCCUUUCACCUGGUUGUGGCCAGAAAAAAUGGCUACGACCUCCCCGAGAAGCUGCCAGAGAGCCUCAUGCCGAAGCUGAUUGACCUGGAUGAUUCAGCAGAGGUUCCUGAGUCAGUGGCUGAAGUCGGAUACUCAGCUUCACCUGUGGAGGUCACCCCCAACAAAUCUCCCUCCAUGCCUUCUCUCAACCAAGCGUGGCCAGAGAUGAACCAGAGCAGCGAGCAGUGGGAGACGUUUAGCGAACGCUCCUCCAGCUCACAAACUCUGACCCAAUUUGACUCUAACAUUGCACCAGCUGACCCUGACACAGCCAUCGUCCACCCAGUCCCCAUCCGGAUGACUCCCAGUAAGAUUCACAUGCAGGAGAUGGAGCUGAAGAGGACUGGCAGCGAUCACAAUCAUCCUACUAGUCCUCUACUGGCAAAACCCCCAGAAAUGUCUGAAGAAACCAAGCUGCCUCCUUCCAUGAUGUUUGUAGCAGCAAACACUGUUGGUGAUGGUUACAGCAGUUCUGACUCCUCCACAUCAGACCAGGAGCCAAUCACCAGGCAAAGAUCUCAGUCGGGUGCAUCUCCAGAGGCUCUGAAGGUUGUAGCCCCACCUCCCCCUCCUCCCCGCCCCCAACAGUCCCACUCUCGCUCUUCGUCUUUGGACAUGAAUCGCACCUUCGCUGCCACAUCUGCGCCAGGACAACCCCAACCCUCUACGACAGCUUUUCCUCCUGCAGUGCCUCCUCGACCGCUACCCACACAGACAUCGGUACCGCUCACUGGGCAUCGUGUAGAUUCAGAGGGUGUUCCUGCAGGCGGCGCUGUGCUCACCACCACCUCCCCGCAGCAGAUUCCUCAGCAGCCCAACUUCGCAGAUUUCAGCCAGUUUCAGGCCUUCGCUGCCUCUGAGCAGCCGUCCAGCCUACCAGAAAUCGAUAAACACAGCGAGGCAGGACAGGUGGAGAAGAUGUCGGAGGGAGCUGGUCCUUUAAGAACAGUAAAAAGUGAUGGCCCAGCUGAUGAGAGAACAUCAGCUAUAGUCAACUCUGCCAAGGGCUCAUCGGGCCCUCUGGCUCCUCCACCAAAGCCCGUUCGUCGGAGGUUGAAGUCCGAAGACGAACUUCGACCAGAAGACGAGCAGCUCGGACCGCAGAAAGCCUGCGCCAUAGCUGCCCCCCUAACUGCUCAGCCUUCCAUCCCCAGAUCGGUUGGAAAGGACAAAAAGGCAAUUCAAGCGUCCAUCAGAAGAAACAAAGAGACAAACACAGUGUUGGCACGGCUCAACAGUGAACUACAGCAGCAACUGAAGGACCUGCUUGAGGAGAGGAUAUCUUUGGAAGUCCAGCUGGAACAGCUCCGACCUUUCUCCCACCUUUAACCAAACACAUGGUGCAGAACUCGACUGUAACUCGUGCGAGGAACUCCAUGGCAGUCAUCGCGACUCUCCUUUCCUCCGCUUCAUCUCUCUUCCAUCAUCAUUUCUCUGGUGGGGCCGGGGAUGGCACCGGGUGUUCCGUUAAAUGAAACUCUCGCACUCGGCCGCACAGUGGACGGGCCUGACAGCUCAGUCUUACCAACAAACAGAGGAGAGUAGCGGAUAUCACCAUCUGGCACUUUUCAGAUAAUGACGGACAGCAGAGCGUCCAACUUUAGGUCCAUUGUGAAGACGGAACACAUGGGGUCUGAGUGCUUUAGACUCUAAGUGACUGAAGAAGGACGGCAGAGUGUAAUCAUUGUGUUGGUGUGACUGGUUCUGUUCUUGUUUCUGUUUAAGUGGUUUAGUUAGGGGCUCGCUGCAGUAUGUCUGGCUCUGCCACACCAAAUCUCUUUUUGCAAAUUGGGUUAAUUUAAUGUAACUGUUCAGAGAAACCAGUUUUUUUUUUUUUUUUACUUUUUGAUGAGAACCGUUGAGAAAAAAAUCUGUCUCUGGUGCACAAAGUACAGAAAUAGUUUAUGGGAUUAAAUCAAAGUAAUGAGCUACUCAGUCAAAUCUUAUUCUGAUCCGUUUUUAUUCCAAAGAGAAAUACAUGAUGAAACUUGAUGAAAAACGUAAUUAAUUUGUUAGGAACUGUCCUUUUGAAUUGUCUUCCUGCUACAUCAAUUCUAAACGUAACAGCAAACAGCUGCGGUUUCGUGGAAAGGUUAGAAGCAGUUGAUAUCUGGUCAUCAGUAGGUAGCUCUCUUGUUGUCUUCAUUUAGUUUGAAUCCAGAUUAACUUCUUCUGGUACCUGAAGCUAUUGACCAGUCUGAACCAAAGUGGACUAAAACUGUCCAAAAGCAACUCCAUUCUAAAAAAAAAUCGUGUAUUAUGCAUUUGCUAGUUUAUUCCCUUAUAGCCAUUGUCAGGUUUACAUUGGGCGGUUAUUUACAGAGACGCCUGUGUUGAUUUGCAGAGAAAAUGGAGGUUGGUGUGACACCUGUAAUCUUCCAAAGUGAAACACACUGAAAACGCAACAUGUAAAGCAUUCCCGGUCACACCAACUGUCUGAUGUUAAGGUAAGGCUCCACUAAAGAGCUAAUUAUUAUGGCAGUUUAAGUUAAUGCAGCUUUAAAAGAUAUUUAACUGUUCUAUGAGGUAAUUAUUGGGCCAGAAAUGCUUAACGUGUUCUUUUCUUGAGGUGUGUUUCAAACAGCAAAAUAAAGGAAAAUUUGUGUCGGACUGCCUCCAACCUCCAUUCCCUACGUAAAUAAUCAUUGGUCAUAAAAUACUGUUUGCAUAUAAUGUUUUGGAUGAAUGGAGAUGUUUUAAGACAGCAGAAAUCCACCCCUAUAGUACUAGCCAUUGGCUUCAGUUCCAGCUAAUCUAGACUUGUACUAAAUAAAGACGCCAGGAGUGAUCUAUAAAAGGUAAGAUAUAAAAUACUUUUUUUUACUUUUUUAUUUGAACUCCCCAAAAAAGUUUCUCAACUAUCCUUUUAUACACACCUGCUGUAGUUUUAGGCAGAAUUAAAGGGCAAAACUUGCAAUUAUUCACAAAAAUAAAGAGAACUGUCCUUUUUAAAAUAUCUUCCAGCGACAAUAAAGACUGUAAAUUGGACUUUGGGUAGUUUCUCUUAUUGCUUCGUUUCAUUAAAUUGGCAAGUGGACAUGACCAGCUUUCUGUGUGUGUUAAGAACCCAAUAAAAGCCGGUUUCCACAGAGGAAAGAGUAGAUCAGAACAUGCUGCGCGAGUGUUUGUAUGAAGAGCUUCGUUGACUCAUCUUCUGAUAUGAAUUCAGUUUUUCCUGCUACUGCCCGUUCAACUCUACAUAUAUAGAUCUGUGUGUGUGAAAGUGCUGUCUUGGUUUUUCCUUAAUGUUAUGAGGGUUGAUGUGACUGAAUGGUUUGACUCUAAAAGACUAAACUGUCGCUCCUUCACUUCUACUUGAGCUGCAUUCAACGAUGAAAAGCAGCCUUUUUUCUCUUCCCACAGUUUUUUUUUUUUUUUUUCCCCAGUUCUGUCUGGGCCUAACAUUUCAGCUCGUUUUUAAUUUUCUCUUCAAGCUGCAGGUAUAUAUAUGCGUCACCUUUUUUGGGAAGUCAUUUAUAGCAGAACCAGACGUUGCUGCAGAAGGCUGCCGCGUUUAUGAAGAAACGUGUCGCCUGAUUGGGGAGAAGUUUUCCUCCGAUUUCUCUGCCGCGAACACAUGCGCACAGAUCUGAUGGGAGGGAUUGUAAAAAAAAAAAUAAAAUAAAUAAAAAUCAGCUGUUUUCCAAUCAGGCAAAGCAGCACUAUGCAAGUACUUGCGAUACAUCUUCACUGACCAGUCUACUUUAGCUGUUUGUUCUCUGAUCGUAGCAACUGUGUGGACAGUAUAUCCGGUUUUGUAUCGUAGAUCUUCCAGAAUACCAUCUACUGUAUGUUUGUGAUAUUUGUCUGCCUUUAUUUUGGUACCGACGAGCGGUCUGCUUCCUUAUUGUGUUCCUUAUGUCCAGAGGCGAAAAAAUACUCCAACUCAGUGUUUUUUUUAUGUUUGUUUUUUUUAAUCUGCAAAAUGUGACCCUUGCUGGGUGGAGAUGAACCCCGAUAGGAGACCAGUCAGCGUAAUGGGAGACCUGAAUGACCUAACUGCACUUUGAACUCAUCCACUUGCUCUAUUUUUGAGCUGCUUGCAGACAAGAUGCUUUAGGAAGUAAAACAAAACCUGAAAAAACUUGAGUUUUAUUGCUUCAACACUACCUGGAAUCUUUAAUGUUAUUUUUCAGCGUCCUGAAAUGUCUCAUUUUCUUUAAUUCGUUCAUUUUCUGAAUGUUUUGUCCCUCUGUUGGUGAAACAUCAUUUAAGCCUUACUCGCCCUGAUUGGAUUGGUGUUCAGGUUAGCAUGGCGACUGACUGAUCUCUCUUCCUUGUUUUGUUUUUUUCCUCCUGCUGCUGUGGGUGAUGGUGUACUUCUCGUGUGUGUGUGUGAUAUUGUUUGGAAACCGGAUUAAACCUUCCAGCAAUAUUUAACGUUUGCUCUCCCUCCUCAUCCCUAACAUCACUCAAAAAAAAAAAAAGGCAAUCCAGACAGGCAGAAGCAAUCAAUCUCGUAUGAAUUCUGUGAUGGACCUUUUGAUUGCCAUUUUCUCCCAGAUCUGUGUUGUAUAUUGUAUAUGAUACACACUUUUGGACUCAUAUGUAAAUUUGCAUUAACUGCUGACUAACAGCAGAAGAAUAUUCUAUUUAAUUCCUUCUCUUUUGGCUGUGGGAUCCUAGAUGUUUUACUGCAUGGAUGUACUGUAUCUCUGCAGAGUUAACUAGCAGCUGUGUGAUUUUUACACAAAAAUAAAAAACGGCACAAUAUUUUAAA